CCUCCUCGCCGCCCCGCGCCUCCCCUCCGGACCCAACCUCCGUCCUCCUCCCGACCUCCACCGCCACCGACCCUCCUCCGGAGCCCCUCCGCUGGACCGUGGUGACUCCGCGGGGUCCGGGGCUGGUUCCUCCCCCCGGCCCCCUCCCCAAUUUCUCCCGCAAACCCUUGGGCUGCCCCUCGCCCUUCGGCAAGCCCCGCCGCGCGCCGCCCUCCGCCGAGCGCCCGGCCUUCGCCUGCCUCCACUGCGGCAAGACCUUCGCCGUCGCCUCCAACCUCUGCCGCCACCAACGCGCCCACGGCGCCGAGACCCCCGGCGCCGAAAACGGGGCGUCUCCGGCACGCCGGGGGUCGCCGGGGCGCCGGGGGUCACCGGGGCGCCGGGGUUCGCCGGGGCGCCGGGGGUCACCGGGGCGCCGGGGUUCGCCGUCGCGCCGGGGUUCGCCGCAGCGGUGCGAGGAGUGCGGCGAAGCCUUCGUCGGCGACGCCGAGCUGGCGGCCCACCGGCGGCUUCACGGCGCCGGGCGCUCGCCCUUCGAGUGCUCGCACUGCGGGAAGGGAUUUUCCUGGAGCUCCCACCUGGCCCGGCACCGCCGCGUGCACACCGGCGAGAAGCCCUACCAGUGCCCCGAGUGCGGCAAGCGCUUCGGCCGCAGCUCCCACCUCUACCGGCACCAACGCGGCCACGCCGGCGGCCGCUCCUACAUCUGCACCUACUGCGGGCGCAGCUUCGGCAGCACCCUCCACUUCGAGCGGCACCAGCGCACCCACCGCGGCCGGCGGCCCUACAAGUGCACCCUGUGCCGCAAGAGCUUCGGCGACGGCCCGGCGCUGGUCAAGCACCAGCGGCUGCACCUCGGCGAGGGGCCCUACCGCUGCGAGGACUGCGGCAAAGCCUUCGGCGCCCGCGCCCAGUACGCCCGGCACCGGCGCAGCCUGCACGGCGGCGAGCAGCCCUACCGCUGCGGCGACUGCGGCAAGAGCUUCUCGUGGAGCUCGCACUGGGAGCGCCACCGCCGCAUCCACACCGGCGAGCGGCCCUACGCCUGCGGCGACUGCGGCAAGCGCUUCAGCCGCACCUCGCACCUCUACCGGCACCAGCGCACCCACGCCGGCGGGCAGCCCCACGUCUGCGGCCACUGCGGAAAGAGCUUCAACAGCACCCUGCACUUCCACAAGCACCAGCGCGCGCACGCCGCCGGCACCGGGGCUGCCGGCACCGGGGCCGGGACCGUUACUGGUGGUGCUGGUGGUGUUACUGGUGUUACUGGUGCUGCUGGUGGUGUUACUGGUGUUACUGGUGGUGCCGCGCGGCGCCGGCGGCGGGGGGAGGAGAAGGGCCCGGGGGAGCCGCCGCCGGAUCCGGCCCCUUAACGAUGGGGGGGGGGUGGCGGAUCCCCGAAAAACCGGAUCCCCGAAAAAACAGAUCCCCUGAAAACGGAUCCCCUAAAAACCAGGAGCCCUAAAAUCCAGAUCCCCUAGGAAGUGGAUCCCCUAAAGACCAGGUACCCUACAGAGCCGAUCCCGCAGGGACCGGAUCCCGUGUAUGUCCGCCCCCCCCGUCUGUAUUGGAUCCCCUAUAUGUCAGAUCCUGUCUGUGUUGGACCAGAUCCUCUAUGUUUCGGAUCCCCCACGCACUGGAUCCCCUCUAUAAUGGAUCCCCGAUGUAGCGCACUCCGUAUAUAGUGGCUCCUGUGUGUACAGGAUCCCAGUAAACCGGAUUCCCUAUAAACCAGAUCCCAUAUAUAUCGGAUCCCCCAUACCCUGGAUCCCAUCUAAACUGGAUUCCCCGUAAACCAGAUCCCCUAUAGACCAGAUCCCCUAUAGACCAGGUUCCCAUGUAUACCGGAUCUCCUAUAUACGGGAUCCCCUAGAAACCAGGUUCCCAAUGGACCGGAUUCCCGUGUGUACUGGAUCUCCUAUAUCCUGGAUCCCC
Molecule: messenger RNA, 1935 nt
Organism: Oxyura jamaicensis (ruddy duck)
Lineage: Eukaryota; Metazoa; Chordata; Aves; Anseriformes; Anatidae
Product: zinc finger protein 696-like
Exons: 3
Biological process (GO): regulation of transcription by RNA polymerase II
Molecular function (GO): DNA-binding transcription factor activity; RNA polymerase II cis-regulatory region sequence-specific DNA binding
Source: RefSeq, a predicted model, not a curated record